Molecule: messenger RNA, 275 nt
Organism: Triticum aestivum (bread wheat)
Lineage: Eukaryota; Viridiplantae; Streptophyta; Magnoliopsida; Poales; Poaceae
Product: hydrophobic protein RCI2A-like
Exons: 2
Coding region: 36-266 (76 amino acids)
Cellular component (GO): membrane
Source: RefSeq, a predicted model, not a curated record
UUUGCAAAGCCUGGGCAGGGGCAGGGCCGGGCAGGAUGAGCUCCGGCGGCUGUUCGACGUGCCUGGAGACCGUCUUCGCCGCCGUCCUCCCGCCGCUCGGCGUCUUCUUCCGGUACGGCUGGUGCAGCUCGGAGUUCUUCAUCUCGCUGCCGCUGACCUUGCUCGGCUACGUUCCCGGUGUCAUCUACUCCCUCUAUGUCAUCCUGAAGACGCCGCCGGAGCUGCCGAGCAUCGACGGCGACCGCCCCUACUACAUCCUCGCCUGAGAAGCUCCU